Molecule: messenger RNA, 1248 nt
Organism: Cimex lectularius (bed bug)
Lineage: Eukaryota; Metazoa; Arthropoda; Insecta; Hemiptera; Cimicidae
Product: mitochondrial 2-oxodicarboxylate carrier
Exons: 7
Coding region: 314-1219 (301 amino acids)
Biological process (GO): transmembrane transport
Source: RefSeq, a predicted model, not a curated record
UCGUAUCCCCCUCUAAUGCUCGAGUAAGAGAAAUAGGUUUUACUGUUGUGACGUUUUGAACUUAAAAAGGUGAAAAAGCCCCUUACAUAAGCGUUUGAAAGACGAGGACUGCUUAAACUGCCAGCUAAGUAGACACAAGAAGAUAUAAAUAGCAUCGCGCGAUAGCCCCUCUACAAGUUCUAACCACUUCAUAGUUCAUUCACAAUUAGUACCAAGCUCUCUUCCCGGCGGCACGGAGCCGGGUGCUCGUUCAUCCCUCAAUUCCAUACGCCUAUCGCUCAACGAACUUACGAAUAGUUUAUAAUAAAAAAAAAUGGAUGUUAAAAAGUUUUUGAAAGACGCCGCUAUACAAAUAGGAUCCGGCGGUUCUGCAGGGUUUGUGGAAGUUUGCAUCAUGCAUCCGUUGGACGUUGUCAAGACGAGGCUCCAGUUGCAAAACCAAAUCAAAAAGGGCAGCCCACACCACUACACAGGGAUUGUCGACUGUCUUGGAAAGAUGAGACAGCACGAAGGGGUUUUCGCAUUUUGGAAAGGGAUCAUUCCGCCUAUUCUGGCAGAAACUCCGAAACGAGCCGUCAAAUUUGUUUCGUUUGAACAGUAUAAAAAAAUUUUCUUGUUCGGCUCACCGACGCCGACUCCUUUGACUUUUUCUUUGGCGGGCGUCUUCGCCGGCAUGACCGAGGCCUUUUUCGUCAACCCGUUCGAAGUCGUCAAAGUGACGAUGCAAUCCGACAAAACGCACAUGAAAGAGCUUCCGAGCACAUGGACGACGACAAGGCGGAUUAUCGUUACGCAGGGGUUUGGAGGGAAAGGUCUAUACAGGGGCAUUACUGCUACCAUUCUGCGUAAUAUGGUUUUUAAUGGCAUAUACUUUGGUUUUUACCAUUCUAUGAAAGGAAAACUCAGUGGAGUUAAGGAUCCAAGGCUGGAAUUAAUAUACAAGUUAGGACUCGGAUUUGUCUCUGGUGUCCUUGGUUCCUGUUUUAAUAUUCCAUUUGAUGUGGCUAAAAGCAGGAUUCAAGGACCUCAGCCAACUCCUGGACAAAUUAAAUAUGCUUCGACAGUAGACACUAUGAUGAUUAUUUACAAAGAAGAAGGAUGGCGAGCUUUAUAUAAAGGGCUUGUUCCCAAAGUGAUGAGACUUGGUCCUGGUGGAGCUAUAAUGUUAGUUGUAUAUGAGCAUGUCCAUUCUUAUUUAACCACAAUUUACAAUACUUGAAAGUAUACACUUUUUUUUAGUAUGUACUU